Messenger RNA from Diabrotica virgifera virgifera (western corn rootworm), 1265 nucleotides. RefSeq names its product protein HGH1 homolog. NCBI's taxonomy places the organism in Eukaryota, Metazoa, Arthropoda, Insecta, Coleoptera, Chrysomelidae. The record is from RefSeq and is a predicted model, not a curated record. Bases 103 to 1212 code for a protein of 369 amino acids. The transcript has 4 exons.
GGCAACACUGCCUGCAGGCCUGCAGCUGAUUCAGCCUCGUGAAAUGUUAUAGGUUAUGUAGUAAUGUUUCGAUUUUUUAGCUAAUAUAAAUUUUAAUUAAAUAUGAAUGAUUCUUUGGAAGAAUUAAUCAAAUUUGUUCAACUAGGCAGUAGACUGGACUUAAAAGCUAUUGCUGUUGAAACUAUUCUGGGCUUAACAGGUUCAGAUGAAGGUCUCAAGUCCUUAAUAGAGAAACCCCAAUUACUUGUCUCUCUUAUUACCCUUCUAGAAGAUAAAUCAGUGCCUAUAGCUAAAGAUGCCAGUAUGUGUUUAAUGAAUAUUUCCGCCAACGAAAAAGGAGCUACAGCUCUUGUUAAUUUAGACACAAAGGAAUACUGUCCACCCCUACAGAGGCCUCCUGAGCAUAUAGUCAAACAAGUUUUAAGUAGUAUUUUCAAUACUACAAGUCGAAUAGCUGAUCAGUGUUGUAUGAUCCUUUCAAAUUUAUCAAGACCCCCUCAUCUACUACAGAAAAUAAUCGAUAAUAUAGAAGAUAGUAAUCAUACCUUCGAUGACAUUAUAAAUAUAUUUACAAAAGUAGAAUAUAAUAAGAGUGGUGCUAAACUACACUAUUUAGGACCAGUUUUAUCCAAUCUUUCACAAAGCCAUAGGGUCAGGUCAUUUAUUCUUGAUAAAGACAAAUGUGUUGUCCAGAGACUUUUACCAUUCACUGAAUAUCAAGCUUCUUUAGUAAGAAGAGGUGGUGUCAUAGGCACUUUAAAGAAUUGCUGUUUUGAAGAGGAUUUUCAUGAAUGGUUAUUAAGUGAAGAUGUUGAUAUUCUGCCAAGGCUAUUACUACCAUUAGCAGGGAAUGAAGAAUUCGAUGAAGAAGAUAAUGAUAAAUUACCUCUCGAGUUGCAGUUUUUACCCCAGGAAAAAACUAGAGAAGACGAUCCAGAUAUAAGGUGCAUUUUGUUAGAAGCUCUUACCCAGUUGGUCACCAAGAAGCCAAACAGAGAACUUAUUAGGGAGAAAAAUACAUAUGUGAUAUUAAGAGAACUGCACAAGUGGGAAAAAGAUAAGAAAGCUUUAAUAGCUUGUGAAAACUUGGUAGACAUUUUAAUAAGAACGGAAGAAGAAAUAGGUCUAGAUAAUUUGAAAGCAAUAGAAGUGCCAAAGGAUGUUCAGGAUAAGUUUAAACAGAUGGAUGAGGAACAACUGUUGAAUACAUAACACUAAUUUAUAGCCAACAUUCCAAAUGAUUUUAAUAAAUAAUUUUAUGUACA